AUGCCCACCACUAACUUCUCCCAUCCUGACCCGUACUCCUACCAGGUCGGAUUCGAUUCGUAUCACGAAACCGAAGCCGUCCCCGGAGCAUUGCCCGUUGCGCAGAACUCCCCCCAGAAAGUCCCCCACGGCCUGUAUGCCGAGAAGCUCUCCGGAACGGCAUUCACAGCCCCUCGCCAUGAGAACAAGCAGACCUGGGUCUACCGCAUCCUCCCCGCAGCCGCCCACGGGAACUUCGUCGAGGAGGACGCCGACUCCUACCAUACCCGCACGACCACGGAGACGUCCAAACUGCACCACAUCCCCAACCAGCUUCGAUGGGAUCCGUUCGACCUCGACGACACGGUUGACUGGGUCCAUGGCCUCCAUCUUGUCGCCGGAUCCGGGGACCCGACUACGAAACACGGUCUGGGCAUUCUUCUGUAUGCUGCCGGCAAGGAUAUGGGGCGGGAAGCGUUCUACUCUGCGGACGGGGAUUUUCUCAUUGUCGCCCAGCAUGGCGCCUUGAACAUCCAGACGGAGCUGGGGAAGAUCCUUGUUCGUCCGAAUGAGAUCUGCGUGAUCCCCCGUGGAGUUAGAUACCGUGUCACCCUCCCCGCAGGUCCUGUAAGAGGAUACGUCUGCGAACUGUACCAGGGUCACUUCCAACUGCCUGAACUGGGACCCAUUGGAUCCAACGGCCUUGCCAACUCAAGAGAUUUCCAGGCACCGGUAGCUGCUUUCGACGACGAUGAGGAUGAACAGGACGAAGCAAAAGAAUACCGUCUCUACAGCAAAUUCAACAACAGACUCUUCUCCACAACACAAGACCACACCCCCUUCGACAUCGUCGCCUGGCACGGCAACUACUACCCCUACAAGUACGACCUGGGCCGCUUCAACACCAUCGGCACCGUCUCAUACGACCACCCGGAUCCAUCGAUCUUCACCGUCCUCACCGGCGCAUCCGACCACGUCGGCACGGCCAUCGCGGACUUUGUGAUCUUCCCGCCUCGAUGGCUGGUGGCCGAGAAUACCUUCCGUCCACCGUGGUAUCACCGGAACACGAUGUCUGAAUUCAUGGGACUUAUCACGGGCGACUACGAUGCGAAGACGGGCGGCGGGUUCCGGCCUGCCGGAGCGAGUUUGCAUAAUGUUAUGAGUGCUCAUGGGCCAGAUAUGCAUGCUUUUGAAGGGGCCAGUAAUGCAGAUUUGAAGCCGCAGAAGAUUGGGGAAGGGAGUAUGGCGUUUAUGUUUGAGAGUUCGCUCAUGGUGGGAGUAUCUGAAUGGGGCCUCAAGACGUGCCAGAAGGUGCAGACGGAUUACAACGAGCACAGCUGGCGUCCUUUGAAGAGGCAUUUCAGGAACCCUAACAAGGGUUGA
This is a messenger RNA of Monascus purpureus, 1362 nucleotides long. Lineage: Eukaryota; Fungi; Ascomycota; Eurotiomycetes; Eurotiales; Aspergillaceae. The record is from the annotation of a GenBank genome assembly.